This is a messenger RNA of Aspergillus fischeri NRRL 181, 498 nucleotides long. RefSeq lists its product as uncharacterized. The record is from RefSeq and is a predicted model, not a curated record. Lineage: Eukaryota; Fungi; Ascomycota; Eurotiomycetes; Eurotiales; Aspergillaceae. The transcript has a single exon. Bases 1 to 498 code for a protein of 165 amino acids.
AUGUCGGGUUUUCAACUAGCAUUGGACUACAUUGACGCGGGAAAUGAAGCGGAAAUUUUACAGCAUCGUGAAAGGGCUCUAGAUGCCAUCAAAAAGCUAGAGGAGGUCCUGGGUCUCACCCAGAGAGUUGAGCCCGGGGUACCAUCUGAGUCUAUGUCUAUCGAACCCGAUGUCGAGCAGCAACCUCAGCAGUUGUCCGAGAAGAUACUUGCUAGAAUAGACAAAAACCUCGUCAGCAUCGUUUCCUACGCUCGGAAACCCCCGGAGACUGCAGUCGCGCCAGCACCGCAAGAGCGCGAAGAUCCUAGAAUUAUUGACGCACAGAUCUACUAUGGCGCGAGGAAAAAGACGACAAGUAUGAUGUUCAGGACAGCAUUAGCUAUCAGAUCUAUUAGUAUGGAAUUCGCAAGGUUUGGGACUAGACUGGCUUACCCAAUCCACAGAUCCACACCCAACCCACCCAAUCCACGCUAUGGGUUGGAUAAGGGUUGGCCCUGA